UUGGGCGACCAACACUCUCAUUCUCAAAAGGAAGUGUGGACAGACGUAUCGCGCACCUUUCAUAGGUACCAUGCGACACCACGCCCCGAUCCUCCUCCCCCGGAGCCUUCCGUGCCCACACCAUCUCCUUCUAUCACUGUCACCUCACCUCGGCAGUUCGCCCACUUCAUCCGACAGGACGACGUCACCUUCUUUAUGGUGAACGUGACGGAUCUCUUACACUAUGAUCCACCCUGUCCCGACGCCGAGCUCAUCCCUCUGGAGCCAGAUCCUCCUUCUAUCUCCAUGGUUCCCAUCUCUACUUCCCACUCUCCGCCGUCCGUCGAGUCCACCCCGCCGUCGCGCGCUGAUGCUGACGCUGAGGAACUCGCACGAUAUACGGUCGACCUGGAGCCCGCAGUUUGUGACCUCAUUCGAGAGUACCACGACGUUUUCCCAUCGUCGUUCUCAUACACCGGCAUCCCACCGAUGCGCGACGUCGAGCACUCCAUCCAGCUUGUGCCUGUUUAUCGUGUUCACCACCACGCAACCUACAGACUCUCGAUCCCUGAGGCCACUGAACUCAAGCGUCAGCUUGAGGAGCUCCUGAGACUGGGUUUCAUUAAACCCAGCAACUCCCCGUUGGGUGCACCCGUCCUCUUUCCUCGCAAAGCGGAUGGAACUCUCCAUCUCUGCAUCGACUAUCGCGGACUCAACCGCUACACGGUUAAGAACAACUACCCUAUGCCUCGUUCCAAUGAGUUGUUCGACCGUCUAGCAAGCAACCGCUUCUUUACGAAGAUUGCUCUUCGUAGCGGUUACCAUCAGAUCCACGUCGCUGCAGCGGACCAACCGAAGACGGCGUUCCGAUCGCGCUUCGGCCACUACGAGUUUACGGUGAUGCCAUUUGGCCUUACCAACGCACCCGCUACCUUCCAGAGGGCGAUGAACGACAUUUUCAGGGACAUCUUGGAGCAGUACGUUCUCGUCUACCUCAACGAUAUCUUGGUCUACAGCCGUACCCUUGAGGAGCAUCUCAGACACCUUUGCGACGUUCUUAACCGCUUGCGCAGACAUGGCUUUUACGCCAAGCUGAGCAAGUGCCGCUUUGCACAGCACAAAGUGGAUUUCUUAGGACACUACGUGUCUGACCAAGGUCUCCACAUGGACGACGCGAAGAUCACUGCUAUCGUGGAGUGGCCCGUCACCACAUCCGCUAAGCAGCUUCGCAGCUUCCUAUGCCUUACCAACUACUACAGUAAUUUCACCCAGGGAUACGGUAGGUAUUCCUACGUCCUUACCUCCACCCUCCUCCGGAAGAACCCACCCUGGGCUUGGACUCCCCUCCACGAGGACGCCUUCCGCGCCCUCAAAAAGGCAGUGACAUGCGCACCGGUUCUUCAACUACCCAAUUUUGAUCGCCCUUUUAUCCUUACCACCGAUGCGUCAGACUUUGCUGUAGGAGCAGUGCUUUCUCAGAUCUUCCCCUCCUCUCCUGAUUCCUCUCAUCCUCGUAUCCCUCGCUUCCCACCACCUACCCCUACUACUGCUUCCCGACGGACGCCUACUCGUCCAGCUACUGACGAACCUUCUAUUGAUUAUUCUCCUACCAUCGUCGAGGACGGCACUGUCCAGUCUCGCUCAGGUGAUUGUCCGAUAGCCUUCUACUCCCGUCAGCUUCUGCCCGCCGAGAUAAACUACACCGCUGAUGAACGUGAGGUUCUCGCAGUAGUUUAUGUCGCUCGACACUGACGUCACUACCUGCACGGGGCACCGUUGACGGUGCGUACGGACAACUCUGUUGUCUAGGCUUUUCUAACAAAACCGAAGCUCACUC
Chara braunii is the source of this 1816-nucleotide messenger RNA. The record is from the annotation of a GenBank genome assembly. Lineage: Eukaryota; Viridiplantae; Streptophyta; Charophyceae; Charales; Characeae.